AUGCCUCCCAUCAUCAUCCUAGACUCUGAUGAUGACGAGGACCAUAGUUACUCCCCGCCUCCAAGGGGGCCAAUCUCGCCUGCUGGAGCUGAGGCUGCGACAACUCGAACUUAUGUUCCAGAAGGGACGACCCGAUCUUACAACCAGGAUCAACUCUCAAGCUCCGAAAUGACAGCACCAGCACCAUUCAAGCGUACCGUAACAGGACUGGUUGAGCCAUCGUCACUCGCCUCUGUCACAGACCGCACAGGCGCAAAAGGGCAAAAGGCCCAGUAUGGAAACACCCCGGAUGAAUUCACGCAGGCGUCAACACCAGGGAGGAAGAAGGCACCCACGGCCGUUAUGGAUGAUCCCUGGGAUGUACCGAGCUCUCCUGAAGUUGGGCAGAGACGCCCGAAAACGAAGAUUCGCAUUAAACGCCGAGAGCCACAGCAGACUUUGGGGUCAACUUCAAAAACCACAUGGGACCUACUAAACACGAAGUCUGGAAGGAAUCCAGAUCCAGUUCAUGACGGGCUAGAGAUCUCGCCAUCGGGGAGGAGAAAACGAAGGAAGGUGGACUAUCCAGAAACAUCCCUUCAAGGAUCCAAUGAAGUUGACCUGGUCACCAUUCCCUUCAGCAAUGACAAUGAAGGACGAGAAUCACAGCCAGCGCCAACACCCAGCAUGCUCCCGCCCACGCUACCAGUCAUGGACGAUGUUUCUUUCUACAUCGCCCCAAAGCCCUUGACUGAAACUCAAAAGAUGGAGUACGAGAGUGUGCAUAUGCCAUCUAGCGACAGUCUAAACCAACCAUUACCCCCGAUUUAUCAGUUCAACAUCCAGAACAUCGGUUCAAGCGACGAGGCAACCAACGUUAACACCCCUCGGAGCAUCGGGACUUGUCUGAUGAGCACCGCUCCAAUGCCGAGCACGGCCCCGGUGCCGUCGAGUAUGAUGGACCCGCUGAGGAUGGCGACUGGGCAGUCUGUUGGACUGAGGUGGGAUUCAUCACCCGACGUCAUUGCUGGGGGCGAGUCACCACCAAGGGAGAAGCAGCCGAGACAGCGAGAGCGUCAGAGACGUGAGAGUCCGGCUGAGCCAGUGGUUGAUGAGGUGCCAGAACCGACCAGAGUCGACCAACCAAAAUUACCAGCUGUGGAGGAGACAAGGGCACAGAGCCUCCGAGGGCGACCAAAGAAAAAGGCAGCAGCAGAAGAAGCUCAACCGGUGGAUCAACCAGAAGCGACACCAGUCACGAAGCCAAAGAAGAAGAGAGGCAGGCCAAGGAAGGCGGGUCAACCUGCAACAGAAACGAAGGAAGCGAGUCCACAAGUCGAGCAGCUGUCUGUUGGCAAUGCGGUUCCUUCCGCCAAGGUCACUAAGCGAUCUAAGGCAAAGCUUGAAACACAGCAUCAAGUCGAGGAGGUCAAGAUCGACGAUGAGCAGGAAGAGGAGAGCAAAGAAGCCAUGGAUAGCCGAGAUGACAAGGCUGUGUUGCAAGAAUCCAAACCAAAUGUUAUUAACAAGACCGGUCCCAGCGAAGACGAGCCUUCCAAGCCCCCAGAAGAUACGGCAACGCCAAGAAAGGAAGAGAAAGAGGAGAAGCCAGCAGUCUCGAGCAAGACCACGACUCCCUCUCGAGGACUAUCGGCAAUCCUCAACAAACCUGUCUACCGAGUUGGUCUGAGCAAGAGGUCUAGGAUUGCACCUCUGCUGAAAUGUUUGCGCAAAUGA
Molecule: messenger RNA, 1716 nt
Organism: Fusarium vanettenii 77-13-4
Lineage: Eukaryota; Fungi; Ascomycota; Sordariomycetes; Hypocreales; Nectriaceae
Exons: 4
Coding region: 1-1716 (571 amino acids)
Source: RefSeq, a predicted model, not a curated record